AGCGCCAGGGCGACGCGGUCCUUGCAGCCCGGCAGCGGCGGCGGCAGCAGCGGCAGCAGCGGCAGCAGCAGCAGCAGCAGCAGCGGCGGCAGCAACAACAGCAGCAGCAGCAGCAGCUUUGCGGCGCCCGUUCAGCCACACACACCCUUGGCAGCCAGACGUUGCCCUUUUAAGAAGCCCGGGUGCUGGCUCAGGUAGGCAGAGCCUGUGUGCAGUAGUCGCUCCUAUGGCAACCCAAUAGAAUGGGAUCGCUUCAUGAAUAUUCCCAGGAGCAGGGGCUGCAUGAGGAAUAAGUGAUGACAGUGAUGUAAGCAAGCAGUGGCUGCUGCAGGUUGCAGUUCAUUGUGUUAUUGGCCGGCAGGUUGAGGAGUUUGAGGCACCCGGGCUUGAGCUUCUCUUUCCGGAUGAUGUCUGCCCGCCGGGAGACACAGCACAUUUGCAUCUCGAAGCCAACAUGGCAAGGCGGCUGCUGCUGCUGCUGCCUCUCUCCCUCUCCUUCCAGCCAGAAGAGUGUGGCUCUCCUCUAGACUUCUUGCCCAGUGCUCUGGAUCUGAGCAGACAGGGAUUGCAGUAACACUCACCAAGGGGAGACAAGCAGCAAGUAGCCAAAUCGGGACAACGGAGGAGGUGGGGGGGGACUUUUUUGCCUUCCCUCUUUUUUUUUCCUUCCCUUCUGGAUGCAGAGCCUGUGUUUUGAUGCAGAGCCUGUGGAUGCCACAGUCUGGUAAGGAGAUGACACGCCAGUCUCUGGUCCCUUCUGCCCCUUGAGCUGGGGGUAGGGGCCUGGGGGCAGUGACGGUUCCCCUCCUUGGGCAGAGCAGGGGGGUCUCUCCCUCUAACUGAGCAGCAGGAGCAGCAGCAUCGGCCAUGGACAAGCUGCCCCCCUCCAUGCGCAAGAGGCUCUACAGCCUGCCCCAACAGAUAGGACCCAAGGCGUCGAUCAUGGACGAGGAGGAAGACAGCGACAAGGACACCCGGAGGAAGAGCAUCAGGCUGAAGCCACUGCCUUCGCCCUCUGCUGGGAGCACCCGGGCACUCGGGGGAGACCCCGGCAGAGGGGGGGACCCCGGCCUCCAGGAGACAGAGGCAGGCAGCAAGGGCGCCAAGACCAGCACCAAUGGGGACUGCCGCCGCUUCAAAGGGAGCCUGUCCUCGCUGACCAGCAGGCACCUCCACGACGCGGCCGAGGAGAAGAGGCUGAUCGGCGGUGAAGGGGAGCCGGCUUCACCUAGUGAGGACAAGAGCCCCCCCAGCAGUGGGGAGCUGGAGCAGGGACUGCCAGCGCCCCCACCACCAGCAUCCCCCCCGGAGCCCCAGCAGCAGCCCCCCCGGGCUUGCUCCUCUACCUCCAUCAAAGUGGAAGGAGGAGGAGGGUGCGACCAGAUCACCCCAGAUGAGGAGCAGAGGCUGGGCCAAGCUGGUUUCAUGCAGAGGCAGUUCGGGGCCAUGCUCCAGCCGGGGGUCAACAAAUUCUCCUUGAGGAUGUUUGGCAGCCAGAAGGCCGUGGAGAGGGAGCAGGAAAGGGUUAAGUCUGCCGGGUUCUGGAUCAUCCAUCCCUACAGCGACUUCAGGUUUUACUGGGAUUUGACCAUGCUGCUCCUGAUGGUAGGGAACCUGAUCAUCAUCCCUGUGGGCAUCACUUUCUUCAAGGAUGAAAAUACUACCCCAUGGAUUGUCUUCAAUGUGGUUUCAGACACGUUCUUCCUCAUCGACCUUGUCCUCAACUUCCGAACAGGCAUUGUGGUGGAGGACAACACAGAAAUCAUCCUAGACCCACAGAGGAUCAAGAUGAAGUACCUGAAGAGCUGGUUUGUGGUGGAUUUUAUCUCCUCCAUCCCUGUGGACUAUAUCUUCCUGAUCGUUGAAACCCGCAUUGAUUCUGAGGUGUACAAGACAGCCCGGGCACUGCGCAUCGUACGCUUCACUAAGAUCCUCAGCCUCCUGCGGCUGCUGCGGCUCUCCCGGCUCAUCCGCUAUAUUCAUCAGUGGGAGGAGAUCUUCCACAUGACCUACGAUCUGGCCAGUGCGGUGGUGCGGAUUGUGAACCUGAUUGGGAUGAUGUUGCUGCUGUGUCACUGGGAUGGCUGCCUCCAGUUCCUUGUGCCUAUGCUGCAGGACUUCCCUGACGAUUGUUGGGUGUCCCUCAACCGCAUGGUGAAUGACUCCUGGGGGAAGCAGUAUUCCUAUGCGCUGUUCAAGGCAAUGAGUCACAUGCUCUGCAUCGGGUAUGGGCAGCAGGCGCCCGUUGGCAUGUCAGAUGUGUGGCUCACUAUGCUGAGCAUGAUUGUCGGUGCCACCUGCUAUGCCAUGUUCAUCGGCCAUGCCACAGCCCUAAUCCAGUCUCUGGACUCCUCACGGCGCCAGUACCAGGAGAAGUACAAACAAGUGGAACAGUAUAUGUCUUUCCACAAGCUCCCAGCAGACAUGCGGCAGCGCAUCCAUGAUUACUAUGAGCACCGCUACCAGGGAAAGAUGUUCGAUGAGGAGAGCAUCCUGGGAGAGCUGAGUGAGCCCCUCCGAGAGGAAAUCAUAAACUUCAACUGCCGGAAGCUGGUUGCCUCCAUGCCCCUCUUUGCCAAUGCAGAUCCCAACUUUGUGACAUCCAUGUUGACCAAGUUGCGGUUCGAGGUGUUUCAGCCAGGGGAUUACAUCAUCCGGGAGGGCACCAUUGGCAAGAAGAUGUACUUCAUCCAGCACGGGGUGGUGAGCGUCCUCACCAAAGGCAACAAGGAGACCAAGCUGGCAGAUGGCUCCUACUUUGGAGAAAUUUGCCUGCUGACCCGUGGGCGGCGCACAGCCAGCGUGCGAGCUGAUACCUACUGCCGGCUCUACUCCCUCUCAGUGGACAACUUCAACGAGGUGCUGGAAGAGUAUCCCAUGAUGCGGCGAGCUUUUGAAACCGUGGCUCUUGACAGGCUGGACAGAAUUGGCAAGAAAAAUUCCAUUCUGCUGCAUAAAGUCCAGCAUGACCUCAAUUCGGGUGUUUUCAACUACCAAGAGAAUGAGAUCAUCCAGCAGAUUGUGCAGCACGACAGAGAGAUGGCACACUGUGCUCACAAUGUCCAGGCUGCCGCUGCUGCUGCUGCCGCUGCCGCAUCCACACCCACCCCCGUCAUCUGGACUCCACUGAUCCAGGCACCCCUGCAAGCUGCAGCAGCCACCACUUCUGUUGCUAUAGCUCUGACCCACCACCCACGCCUCCCGACAGCCAUCUUCCGUCCUCCAGUGUCCGUCUUGGGUUCCUUGGGACAGCAAUCCAACCAGACUCCAAGACAGCUGAAAAGGCUUCAGUCUCUAAUCCCAUCCACUGGCCCUUCUGCCAUUGGCUCUCCCUCCAGUACUCCAUCCCAGCUGCAUACACCAGGAGCAGAAACCCCUUCAUCCUCUUCCUUCCACAUCCAGCAGCUCGCAGGAUUCUCAGCUGCCGCCGGCUUAGGCCAGUUCCAGGUGGGAUCCCCUCCAGGUGGCUCAAGCCAGCCGGGUUUGAGCGGUGCAUCCUCAGUGGGACUGAGCCAGUUCCAACAUGCACCUUCUGGAUCACCCUUGGGUACAGCUCAGUCCAUGCAGCAGCAACAGCAGCAGCAGCAGCAGCAGCAGCAGCAGCAGCAGCAGCCAGCCCUUUCCAGCAGUGGAUUUGGGCACUUCCAGCAAGCUACAACUAGCUCCCCAUCAACAUCACUCACCCAGCUCUCAUCAAACUCACCCCCUAGUCUUCUCAACCAGUUCCAGCCCACCACAAGACCACUGCAGGGGGGACAGUUACAGCAGCUCUCAGGCAGUGGGACUUUGGGGGGAAUUAAUCACUUCCAACCCCCUCCUUCUUCCAACUCUCCAUCCUCCAGCCUAAGCCAGCUAGCACAGGCCUCUGGUGGGCCGUCCUCAAGCCUGUGCCAAACACAUCCAAGUGCAUUAGGAUCUUUAACUGGAACGAUAGCCCAACUCCACCAAGAACGGCCACCUUUUGCCUCCAUGUCUCCACUACAACAGUCUGGUGUCGCCUCUCCCUGUUACACCCCUUCUGGCCUUAGUCCUCCUAGUCAGAGCCCAGUGGCAACAAGAACUUUUCAAUGUGGCCCUCCGGGGGCCUCAGGCUCUCACGGAUCUCUGCUCCUGCCUCAGACCGCCAGCCCACCUCCGCAGAUACUGCAGUCCAAGAGCACGCCACCUGUGCCACCGGGACGUCUGAACCAGGACAUCAAGUUGAUUUCUGCUUCCCAGCCAUCUUUGCCCCAAGAGCUGGCUCAGACACUGAGCCAAAGUUCUCCUCAUUCCUCUAGAGAAUCCAUUUCCAGCUUCUCUCCUUUUCCUGGUGGAGGGACUGGACUUCUUGGGAAGCCUUGUAGCUCAAUUCCUGGGCGUGUGACUUUACCACGUCAGAUGUCCUCAGGUUCUUUACCGCAUCCGCUGGUGUUUGGGGCCAGCGCUGCAGGAGCUGCUUCUCUGACUGCUGGUGGGCGGAAAGAAUCCAUAGUGCUCACAGGGGAUCUGGAACCUGUCAGAUCCAAACUGCCCUCCAAUUUGUGAGGACUCCUUCUGAGAGCUGGUUAUGUCAGCCGUGCAAUUCAGUUCCUGAUUAGACUUUCAUGAAUCAUUUUUUCCUUUUCUCCCCCCACCCCCGCUUUUUUUCUCCAUUUCUUUUGUUUAGGUUUAACUGUGAUUAGAAACAAACAAAAAACACAUGAAAAACAACAAAAAAAGAA
This is a messenger RNA of Harpia harpyja (harpy eagle), 4700 nucleotides long. It is a transcript of the gene HCN4, whose product is annotated as hyperpolarization activated cyclic nucleotide gated potassium channel 4. The record is from RefSeq and is a predicted model, not a curated record. The coding region runs from base 868 to 4524 and encodes 1218 amino acids. The transcript has 8 exons. NCBI's taxonomy places the organism in Eukaryota, Metazoa, Chordata, Aves, Accipitriformes, Accipitridae. Gene Ontology annotation, biological process: transmembrane transport; potassium ion transport. Gene Ontology annotation, molecular function: voltage-gated potassium channel activity. Gene Ontology annotation, cellular component: membrane.